AUGCUAAUCUUUGUGGCUCGAUGUCUAUAUAUAGCACUGCAGUUGAACGUAUUAGUUGGUGUUCAGAAUGCAGUGGUGCAACUACUCCUUCAAUCCAGUGGACUGGAAUUUUUUGAUCGCAUAGCAAACAAAGCUCUGUCAGAGUUCCGGUUUGAGAGAGGGCGGUAUACUUCUUAUGUAUAUGGAGAUCAGAGUUUAGCGCAUGCUCUGCAUAUCUUGUGGGAAAACCAGGUUGAUGGAAUUCCGGUUGUCAACAGGGAGACAAAGAAGUUAAUUGGCACUGUAAGGAGCAAUGAUGUCCAUCUUCUACUGGACAACAUUAAGUUAUUUCAUAACAGAAAGAUUAUGAAUGUAGAGGAGUUCAUUCAUUUGGAUGUGGAUGUCCCAAGCAAAGACCCCACCUUGGAUCUCACAAUCAACAAAGAACUAGGGACACUCAUUUCUGCUGGUAAUCUCCGCAUAAAGGAUGAUUUCCACACAAGAAUGGACUUCCCAGUUACCAAUAGGAAAACGGACACACUCAAGCAAGUCAUGGAGGUUCUGACAGGGUCAGCUAGCAAUCGUAGCUUCCUGGUUGAUGAAUUCCAGAGCAUAGUAGGAGUGGUGACAUUGAGAGACAUAAUCAUGCAAUUCGCUCCCCCACUUAUAGAUUCAAGAAUCAAUGGAGGUGGUUUCUUUGAAUCCGCUCUAGAGCAGGCAGGCUGUCAUAUGGAAAAUGGUAUAAUGAAAACUCACCGUUGAUUUCUUUCCCCUUGCAUUUGCAUCACCUUUUUCCUUUUAUCCUCUUUUCAGUCACAGAACCACUCAUCUUUGACAAUUCCACCAGUUUCUGGAGACAGUACAUAUACAAAAGAAUAUCAUUUGACUCUAGUGGCAUGACUUUUUUUUCCCUCAACUCAACAUCUUAAAAUCUAGAUAACUUUAUGAAGAAAGAAUCGGCAGGUCCAAAAACUAGAAGUGGAUUAGAAAGCUGAAUUGCAUGCAGAGUAGGGAUCCAAGAUUGAGGUAAAUUUGCCAGUUCUGCUUCAUUGAAUAUAUAUGGUUAGUGGCAUUUUCAUGAUUUUU
Nelumbo nucifera (sacred lotus) is the source of this 1065-nucleotide messenger RNA. The record is from RefSeq and is a predicted model, not a curated record. NCBI's taxonomy places the organism in Eukaryota, Viridiplantae, Streptophyta, Magnoliopsida, Proteales, Nelumbonaceae.